Molecule: messenger RNA, 899 nt
Organism: Mangifera indica (mango)
Lineage: Eukaryota; Viridiplantae; Streptophyta; Magnoliopsida; Sapindales; Anacardiaceae
Product: SKP1-like protein 1B
Exons: 2
Coding region: 149-646 (165 amino acids)
Biological process (GO): SCF-dependent proteasomal ubiquitin-dependent protein catabolic process
Cellular component (GO): cytoplasm; nucleus
Molecular function (GO): cullin family protein binding
Source: RefSeq, a predicted model, not a curated record
AAAAAAAACAAAAACUUCCUUUUUCCGAAACGGUGCGUUUACAUGCGAAACACCGACCUCUUAUAUGAACCCUAACCCAUUCGCUUUUGUGUUUUUCACAACCACAAAUUUUCUCUGCCGAGUCGGGAAUAACAGUUGAAGCGAAACGAUGUCGUCCUCUGCUGAGAACAAGAAGAUAAUGCUGAGGAGUUCGGACGGGGAAACGUUCGAGGUGGACGAGGUGGUGGCGAAGGAGUCGCAGACGAUCAAGCACAUGAUCGAAGACGAGUGCGCUGACACCGUGAUCCCCUUGCCGAACGUCACCAGUCAGAUUCUUUCAAAGGUAAUUGAGUACUGCAAGAGGCACGUCGAAGCCAAUGCAAGCAAGGAAUCUGGUAUGCUUAAAUUUUCUGAUGAGGAUCUCAAGAACUGGGACCAAGAGUUUGUCAAGGUUGAUCAGAACACCCUCUUUGACCUCAUCCUGGUAAUCUUUGCGUCCAACUAUUUGAACAUCAAGGGGUUGCUGGACUUGACCUGCCAGACGGUGGCUGACAUUAUAAAGGGGAAGACGCCAGAGGAGAUCCGCAAGUCGUUCAACAUCAGGAAUGAUUUCACUCCUGAGGAAGAAGAGGAGGUCAGAAGGGAGAACCAGUGGGCAUUUGAGUAAAAGAAGACUCUCAGUUACCCCUCAACCAUCAAGGCCGGCCUUAUAGUACUCUCUUUCAAUUAUUUAGUCCGCCAUUAGGUUUAUUCGGUAGUUUUGUUUGUUAUGUAUGGGAUUCCAUGAGCUUUUGUGUUCGGAUAAGUGGUUCUGAUCUGUACAUGGAAGAAACCAUAUUUGAACUAACAUAAGAGUAUUCUGCAACAUAUUAUAUUUAAUAUUACUUUAAUGCCUAUUAAUUAAAAUGAUAUUGUUUUAA